CGGGCGGCCGUGAGCGCCAGCGACGGAGCGGCCCCGGCCCCGGGCGCGCCGGGCAUCGUUUCGCGUGUUGGUCUGAGCCACGGCAAGCAAGGAAUAUGAACAGGAAAACAAGGCGCUGGAUCUUCCACAUCUUCCUGAGCCUGGGGAUUGUGUAUAUCAAGAUUGGGGGCUUCUCCUCUGUGGUGGCCCUGGGAGCCAGCAUCAUCUGCAACAAGAUCCCGGGGCUCGCCCCCCGGCAGCGGGCGAUCUGCCAGAGCAGGCCCGACGCGAUCAUUGUCAUCGGGGAAGGGUCCCAGAUGGGCAUCAACGAGUGCCAGUUCCAGUUCCGCAACGGGCGCUGGAACUGCUCGGCCCUGGGCGAGCGGACGGUCUUCGGCAAGGAGCUCAAAGUGGGGAGCAGGGAGGCCGCCUUCACCUACGCCAUCAUCGCGGCCGGCGUGGCGCACGCCAUCACGGCGGCCUGCACGCAGGGCAACCUCAGCGACUGCGGCUGCGACAAGGAGAAGCAGGGCCAGUAUCACAAGGAGGAGGGCUGGAAAUGGGGCGGCUGCUCCGCCGACAUCCGCUACGGCAUCGGCUUCGCCAAGGUCUUCGUGGACGCCCGGGAGAUCAAGCAGAACGCCAGGACGCUCAUGAACCUGCACAACAACGAGGCCGGGCGCAAGAUCCUGGAGGAAAACAUGAAGUUGGAGUGCAAGUGCCACGGGGUCUCGGGGUCCUGCACCACUAAAACCUGCUGGACAACGCUGCCCAAGUUCCGGGAGCUGGGCUACAUCCUCAAGGACAAGUACAACGAGGCCGUGCAGGUGGAGCCCGUCAGGGCCAGCCGCAACAAGCGCCCCACCUUCCUCAAGAUCAAGAAGCCGCUUUCGUACCGCAAGCCCAUGGACACGGACCUGGUGUACAUCGAGAAAUCGCCCAACUACUGCGAGGAGGACCCGGUGACAGGCAGCGUGGGCACGCAGGGCCGCAUGUGCAACAAGACGGCGCAGCAGUCCAACGGCUGCGACCUCAUGUGCUGCGGCCGCGGCUACAACACCCACCAGUACUCCCGCGUGUGGCAGUGCAACUGCAAGUUCCACUGGUGCUGCUACGUGAAAUGCAACACGUGCAGCGAGAGGACAGAGGUGUACACCUGUAAGUGAGCCUGCCCGGCCGCUCCUGGCCUGGAUACAUUUGCACAUGCACUGAUGGAACUGCGGGAAGAGCUGCUCUCCCCAGGAGAUGCUCACCCACGGAGCCCUCUCUUCUCUCCUCACCUUUCGUUGCUUAUGUGGAUACACAUUUCAGACUCUUAUAAAGUCAGCCGAGAAACAAAAACAAGCAAACCCCUCCCCAGGCCACCAGAGACACGAAAGAGAGAGGAAAGGAUCACCUC
Messenger RNA from Melozone crissalis (California towhee), 1378 nucleotides. RefSeq names its product Wnt family member 7A (gene WNT7A). Bases 96 to 1145 code for a protein of 349 amino acids. Gene Ontology annotation, molecular function: cytokine activity; frizzled binding. The record is from RefSeq and is a predicted model, not a curated record. The transcript is spliced from 4 exons. NCBI's taxonomy places the organism in Eukaryota, Metazoa, Chordata, Aves, Passeriformes, Passerellidae. Gene Ontology annotation, biological process: neuron differentiation; canonical Wnt signaling pathway; positive regulation of JNK cascade. Gene Ontology annotation, cellular component: extracellular region.